Molecule: messenger RNA, 465 nt
Organism: Plenodomus lingam JN3
Lineage: Eukaryota; Fungi; Ascomycota; Dothideomycetes; Pleosporales; Leptosphaeriaceae
Source: RefSeq, a predicted model, not a curated record
AUGUUCGAUAGACUCAUCACCGAGUGGCGUAUCCAGAAGCGUGUAGAGGAACAGUUCCAGGCCUUCAUCACUGGGUUCCACGAGCUUAUCCCCGCUGAUCUAGUAAAUGUCUUUGACGAACGUGAGCUCGAACUGCUCAUUGGUGGCAUUGCAGAUAUCGAUGUGGAAGACUGGAAGAAGCAUACGGAUUAUCGUGGUUACACGGAGAAUGACGAGGUUAUCCAGAACUUUUGGAAGUGUAUCCGCAGCUGGGAUGCUGAACAAAAGUCGCGUCUCUUGCAAUUUGCUACGGGCACUUCGCGUAUUCCUGUCAAUGGAUUCAAGGAUCUGCAGGGUAGUGAUGGGCCGAGAAGAUUUACGAUUGAAAAGGCGGGUGAACCCAAUCAACUGCCCAAGUCGCACACAUGGUACGUACACUCUCUUUUCCCAUGCGUUCCAAAGCCUGUCAGAGGCAGACGAAGCUGA